Messenger RNA from Cordyceps fumosorosea ARSEF 2679, 4368 nucleotides. Its product is annotated as Transcription elongation factor Spt6. The transcript has 5 exons. The coding region runs from base 1 to 4368 and encodes 1455 amino acids. Gene Ontology annotation, biological process: transcription elongation by RNA polymerase II; mRNA transcription by RNA polymerase II; transcription elongation-coupled chromatin remodeling. Gene Ontology annotation, molecular function: histone binding; nucleosome binding; DNA binding. Gene Ontology annotation, cellular component: transcription elongation factor complex. NCBI's taxonomy places the organism in Eukaryota, Fungi, Ascomycota, Sordariomycetes, Hypocreales, Cordycipitaceae. The record is from RefSeq and is a predicted model, not a curated record.
AUGAGCAGCAGUAUGCGUGAUCUGAUCUCAGCCGAGGCAGAGCUCGACGAUGAGGAAGAUGAUGAAUCUUUUGAUGAGGGAGCUACCGGUCAACGCAGCAGGAACCGUCCUCAAGACUUCGACGAUUCCUCGGAGGAAGAGGAAGACGACGAUGACGAGGAAGAGGCGCGCAAGAUUCGCGAAGGCUUCAUUGUCGAAGAUGAAGAUGAGGACGAAGAAGAGGCUGGCGACGACGAUGACGAUCGACCCGUAAAGAGAAAGCGCGAGCACCGCGAUCGUGAGCAGGAAGAACAAUUAGACGAGGAUGAUUACGAUCUCGUUGGGGAGCAGUAUGGCGAGCAGCCCAAAUCACAGCCACAGUCAAAAUUCAAACGCUUAAAGCGUGGCCACCGUGGCGAUGGCGGCGAUCCGACCAGAGCCGCUGGGCUCGAAGAUAUAUUCAACGAUGAAGAUGACGAAGCUGGAGAGCAACGAGGAUACAGGCCCAACAUGCGCGCCCAAGCCGACGAGUUCGACGACUUCAUCGAAGACGAUUACCCCGUGGACGACGAUGAGCGCGAGCGCGCCCAGGAAGAUGUUGAGGUCGCGCGCUCCAAGGAUCGCGGCGUAUCGGGAAUUGUUGACACUACCGGCCUUGACAAAGAAGCUCUCGAUGACAUGGAAGCCAUCUUUGGCAAUGGCGAAGACUACGACUGGGCUCUCCAGAUGGAGGAUGAAGAGGAGGAGCGUGAACGAGAAGAGCAGGGUAUCGAGCUCAAGGACGUCUUUGAGCCUUCACAGCUUAAGGAGAAGCUCCUUACCGACGAAGACAAUCUUAUCCGCUUUACCGACGAGCCUGAGCGUUUCCAGCUCGAGCGAAAGCCGUUCAAGAACCUUCAGCUGACGGCUGAGCAAUUCCGCGACGAGGCCAAGUGGAUCAGCAACCAACUGUGGCCCAAAAAGGGCUUGUCUCCAGAAUUACAGGCGCCAUUUGGCAAAGCCGUCGGCAAGGUUCUGGAAUUCUUCGUUGUUGAUGAGGUUGAGGUCCCCUUUGUUUUCCAGCAUCGCAAGGACUAUUUGCUUCACUCCAAGAAGAUCCGCAAGUCAACUCACGACGACCCGGACGGCCCCGACUACUCCAUUCAAUCCGACAAACUGCUUAACCAGGACGAUCUCUGGCGAAUCCUUGAACUCGAUAUCAAGUUUCGGUCGUUUAUUGAAAAGAAGAAUGCCUUGGAAAAGACUCUUGAGAACCUCAAGACGGUCGAUGUUGAGGAUCAAAUGGUUGAAGAAAUGAUUCCGGAAGCCACCACCAUGGAAGAGCUGCAAGACUUGCAGGACUAUCUCCAGUUUCAGUACGGCCCCAAGCUUAAAGAUCUGGCUGUUAUGGCUGGCAAUGCUGCUCAGAUGAAAAAGCCUGGUUCGAAAAGCAGUCUUUUGGAUCGCGUGCGUAAUGGCAAGGCAUACUACUUCGUCAAGGCCUACGGCAUCUCCGCCGACCAGUUGGCCAAAAAUGCUCUCCGCCAGGGCAAAAAGGUGACCCCAGAUGAUGUUGGGCAAUACCCCAUGGAUCUUGCCGACAGCCUGGUUGACGAGAGCUUCAGCACUGGAGAUCAAGUCCUCAAUGCGGCGAGGCAAAUGUACGUGGAGGAGCUCCACGCCAGUCCUCGCAUGAGAAAGUACUUCCGGAGCUCGUACUACCAGCUUGCCGAAAUAAGCUGUCGACGCACAGACAAGGGUCUCCGUAAGAUCGACGACACUCAUCCCUACUACGAGAUCAAAUAUCUUCAAAAUCAAACGAUUGCCGACCUUGUUCACCAGCCGGACACAUUCCUUAAGAUGAUGCGGGCCGAGGAGGAAGGUCUUAUUGAGAUCAAGGUCGUCAUGCCUUCUCGCUACGAUUUCCGUAAACAGCUCUACCAGGAGUUUGAGUCGGAAAACUUCAGUGACCGUGCCGAGCAGUGGCGAGAGGAGCGCAAAAAAGUUCUGGAUGCGGCCUAUCCCAAAAUCGAGAAAAGCAUUGCCAAGAAUAUCAAAGAAGUCAUCCGCACAUUCUGCCAGGAUGAAGUGCUCAAGAUGAUCCGGCAAGACUACUAUCGAAAGUUGGAUCAGGCGCCAUACAAGCCUAAGGGUAUGAUUCUGGGAACAACACCGCGUGUUCUCGCGCUCUCCAACGGCAUGGGCGACCCCUCGCGUGACCCCAUCUGCUGGGCGUGGGUGCCUGAAGAUGGCCGUGUCUCGGAACAGGGGAAGUUUGGCAACUUGGGGCGAGAUGAGAGCCAGCGUGAAGCUUUUGUUGAGCUGGUCAACCGCCGCCGCCCUGAUGUCAUUGCUGUCUGUGGUUGGUCCUGCGACACUCACAAGCUCGUUCGUGAUCUGGAGAGCCUUGUCAGUGAAAAGGCUCUCAUGGGCCCGGAAUUCGAGGACCCCGAGACAAAUGAUUACCGAACCGAGCAGUUGGAGGUCAUGGUUGUUGACGACGAAGUUGCCAGGCUAUACAAGGACAGUCCUCGGGCAGUGGCCGAACACCCAUCGCUUAACCCUGUCACGAGAUACUGCGUUGCCCUGGCUCGUUACAUGCAGAAUCCCAUGAAGGAAUAUGCCGCGCUUGGCAAGGAUGUGAUCUCGCUUUCUUUCCAUCCUUGUCAGAAACUGCUGCCGCAGGACAAGCUUGCCAAGUAUCUGGAAUCAGCAAUGGUGGACACCGUCAACAUGGUUGGAGUCAACAUCAACGAUGCCAUGGCUGACACGUACACGGCGAACCUGCUCCCCUUCAUUGCUGGUCUUGGUCCACGCAAGGCCACCAGCGUGAUGAAGGCCAUCAAUGCCAACGGCGGCUCAGUAAACACGAGAGAAGAGCUUGUGGGUGAUCCCGAAAGCCGCAAGCUUCCGGUUGUUGGUCCCCGUGUGUGGAACAACUGUGCUAGUUUCUUGUACAUUGACUACGACGUCACCAACCCCGCAUCAGAUCCCCUGGACAACACUCGUGUGCAUCCUGAAGACUAUGAACUUGGUCGCAAGAUGGCGGCGGAUGCGCUGGAACUUGAUGAGGAAGACGUAAAGGCUGAGAUUGAUGAGAAUGGUCCAGGUGCUAUCGUGCGUAAGCUAUUCAAGCAGGGUGAACAAGAAAGAGUCAAUGAGCUGGUGCUGGACGAGUACGCGGAUCAGCUUCUGCGCAACUUUAACCAGCGAAAGCGUGCCACUCUCGAGGCCAUCAGUGCAGAGCUUCAGGCAGAGUAUGAAGAGCUGCGCAGGAGCUUUGCGCCGUUGACACAAUCAGAAAUCUUCACCAUCUUUACCGGCGAGACGAAACAAACACUUUGCGAGGGCAUGAUUGUUCCUGUCAACAUUCGCGUGGCAAGGGAUGACUUUGCCAUUGCCAAGCUCGACUGUGGCAUCGAGGGUCGCGCGGAGGCCCACGAAGUGACAAGUCGGCCGUCGGUCAAAGACGUGCUCAGCGUGGGCCAAACAGCGCGGGCUAGGAUUCUGGAGAUGGAUUACAAGGCGUUCUCUGCCAAGCUUUCGAUGCGGGAGGAUUCCCUGCGCAUUCCCUACAAGCGUCCCAUCAACCACGGACGCGACGGCUGGGACUAUGCUCAAGAGGCGGCGGACAAGGAGGAGCUCAAGGAAAAGGACAAGACGACUGGGCGGACGCAACGUGUUGUCAAGCACCCCAACUUCAAGCCGUUCAAUGGUCUGCAGGCGCAAGAAUUUCUGGGAUCACAAGCGUCUGGUGAGGUGAUUAUUCGACCGUCGUCGAAAGGAAACGAUCACCUGGCCAUUACGUGGAAGGUUGCGGACAACGUUUAUCAGCACAUUGAUGUAUUGGAGAUGCAAAAGGAAAAUGAGUUUUCCGUGGGCAAGCUUCUGCGCAUCGGUAGGCGGUAUACCUACAGCGAUUUAGACGAGUUGAUCGUGGACCAUGUCAAGGCGAUGGCUCGCAAGGUGGAUGAGAUGAUGCGUCACGACAAGUAUCAGAACCGCUCCCGCAGUGAGACUGUGACUCGCUCCCACAAGGCCAACGACCGUGAUCACAAGGGCAUCGCCGAGGGCACUGCUCUUCCCAUCGAGCACCUCCCCCGUUACUUCGCCAAGAGUGGCUAUGCCGACGUCGAUCCCAAGAAGAUCAAAAAGGACGGUGCUGGCAAAGGCAACUGGGGCACCCUUCAUGAAGACAUUGCCGACGAGGAUUUUACCUUUACCAAUGCUCGUCGUCGCUCCAACAGUAGCACCGUCUCCCAUCACGCCAAAGACUUCAGGACCAAGUUUGAGGUUAUUGACCCCGAACCCGUUUUUGAAGAGUCUCUCCACGGUCCCCUCGCUGAAGAGGAGGAACACGGCGAUAACCUCUCCAAGACUGAUUCCUCCGAGACCAGCCACUCAUCUUAG